This is a messenger RNA of Dermacentor andersoni, 4270 nucleotides long. RefSeq lists its product as uncharacterized. The record is from RefSeq and is a predicted model, not a curated record. Gene Ontology annotation, molecular function: cadherin binding. Lineage: Eukaryota; Metazoa; Arthropoda; Arachnida; Ixodida; Ixodidae. Gene Ontology annotation, cellular component: mitochondrion; nucleoplasm.
UGGGCAUUCUCCAUUUUGUCAAUUUGUUUAACGUUGCCCGUAGGCGGAUGGUUGUCGGUAAAACGUCGGGAAACGUCGUAACUGUUCAGUCUCCUUAGUCCUGUCGCGCAUAUUUACUCGCGCAUAUCGCGCGGAGCAAGUUCGGUGCCUUACAUGAUGGGAAGAUCACGCAGCAGAAGCAGGAGUCGUUCUCCAAAGCUCGCGAGGCAUAAAAACAAGCGCCCGCGAAGGCGCUCGCACUCUAGAGGACGGAGCCGCGACAGCGUCAGCAAAGCAGUGCCUAAAUUCAACGACCGCAAACCAAGGAAGCGGUCAUCGUCGAUCUCCAGCAGCAGCAGCGAUGACAUCGACGGCCUUUUGGACUCUGCAAGGCGCAAAGUGAAAAGGUCGUCGGAAGGCGACAGGGCGUCAUCAGACUUCGAGCGCCAAAGGCGACAGCGCGAUGCAGACCAUUCCAAGAGAUCUGAGGAAGAGAUGCAACGCCGGAUCGAAGAGGCAGUGACCGUCCGCGUGGCUGAAGAAAUGGAGCGGCGCCGAGAGGCCAUGGAGACGGAGGUGCGACGUCGUGUCGAAGAGGCCCGACACAACAUGGAGAAACAGCUGCUCCAAGAGUUGGAGCAACGCCGAGCUCAGAUGGUUGCCGACCAGCAGAAGCGGGAGGAGGAGGAGAGAAGACGACUUCAAGAACUUGAGCAAACUCUGGCAGAAAAAAGCAAGCAGUUGGAGGAAGCGCAGCGAAGCUUGGCGGAAGAGCGGCUGGCAAUGGUCGACGAGCGCCGGCAGAUUGAUGAGGCCCGCAGGCAGUUGGAGCUGGAGCAGGAAAAGAAAAUGCGCCUGGACCAGCAGGUCAUCCUGAACAAGGGACGCGUGCGACCCAAGCUCUCCUUCUCACUGAAGCCUACGGUCUAAGGCAGAACCGAUGCCUUCCCAGUGUGCGCAUGUGCGGUCUGCCUGCCCCUUGCUGCAGCAUGGUGGAACAUGUCGUCAGGCAUGGCCGUUCUCACAGCCACCUCGAACUUUUCGUUUGGACACUGGCCUUGAACUGCACACAAGUCAAUCACGCUUUCUGCUCCUUGCCUUGUGUAGUGGACAUUUUACCUGCAGUCACUGGGCAGUGUUUACAAAAGCUGACUGCCUCUAUGUGCAACAGUAGCAGUUUCCUACCCAAAUUAUGUCGUGUGAAAAUGGUGAGGAUGGUUAAGUAGCUUAGAGAACUAAAGUUAUCGCUGAGUGCAGUGAUUCAGCAUGAUAGACAAGCUGCAGCAUUGUACCAUCGCACUGGUGCAAAUAUUAUGUAGUGCUUUGGUUUGGUGGUGCGGAACGGGCAAAAUUCUCGAAAGUACCUUGCGAAGUUGUUAAAGCGGCCACUUCUGCUGUGCUCAUUCAGUUAUUGAACCAGUGCAAGAAGCUUCCAGUUUUCUUGCAUGUCACAGGUGGGUAUAGCAGCCCUUCUUUCUUGCCACCAAUUCUUUCUAAAUAUCGCCAUGUACUCUUGCCACUUUCAGUGCCAAUUGGUAUUGCGACCCGUCAUGAGGUCGUCUUGCACACAUUUUAGAGUGUCGCACCAAAUAAGCAGUAGUAUACUCGGAGUUUUGUUUUGCCUUUUGGUAAUCUCGGCCGUCAUUAUGCAGCAGGUAUGUCCUCAAAAAAAAAAAAAAAAAAAUUCUUUUCAAAAGUGAAUGCACCUCUGAAAGUUGUAGUGAAGAGUUGAGUGAAAGCAGUGCACAUAGAGCGUAUUUGUACAUAGCACCAAUUGUAAAUACAAAUUUCCAUUCUUUUUCGUUCGAAGUUUUCAUACAUAAAUGUUUUGCUGAACCUGUACAAAAGUUGACAAAGCUUUUGACAGUGUGAAGUCAUGCGACGGAUUUGCAUUGCAAAACAAACCAUGUUUUCCAAAAGCUGCACACUUGUCAUUGACGUUUUUUUUUACAUCUCCAUGCACAUGUGCUGUGCAUUCAUCAACCAAAGUGUUAUCUUGUGCUCGUGUUGCUUGUUAGAUUGCUGCUUAAAGUUCACUUGCUACACCCACGACCAAAAAGUCUACGGACCAUGGUACAAUAGAAGAAUUGCAUUUUGGUAAUGCAGCUGGUACUUGAUUGUAUGAACAAUGUAGUACACUUUGCUAGCUGUGCACUUGUACAAGGAUCGCAGGUUUUCUUUCGUCUUUUUUUUUUUCUUGUUUUUUGUUGGCUGCAUCCGGUGCAACUCUGUCAUAGUAUAGCUUAAUAGCACACCACAGCCUAUCUUAAAGAAGCAAUGUUCCUGCUAAAGUUUCUUUCCGAUUUUCGAUCAAGUACUUCAUCGGGAGUUGCGAGGAUCACAGAAUGCCUAAACGCAGUCAAGUACUUCUUGGUUGGCGUAGGGCUUUUGAACUAUGAAGUGUUAGAUUUUGCACACCCAUGGUUUUGGGAUGCAGACUGCCAUGUUUACAAGAGAAACGGAAAGGUGUGCAAAGGAAAGUAAGAAGGGUGCAAAAUAAAGCAAGCAGGGCAUGGCACUUUGGGUGUGCAAAGCCCCCUUUGGGUACCCCAAGCCAUUUGGGUGUGUAAUAUCUGAAACGCCUUGCUACCUUCGUUAAUUCAAGCUCUUCUAGAGUUGCCAGACCCAAACACCAAAAACAAUGCCUUAAUUGGUUAAGGAAUCCGGUAAUACUUUUUGCCAUCCCUAUCAAACACCAGAAAGGAUGCUGCCCGUAUGGGCCAGGCACAAACACUUGCGUUAUUAACGAUGCCAUCCAAUGCCACACUGAGAACAGGCCAGGUAACAUAUUAUGCCCAGGAUGUGGCAAAUACCCCAGUGCACUCUAUACUUACUGGGUGAUACCGUUGGAGCGCUUCUUGUCCACACUUUUAACUCGCCCAAACAUUGCACCUCCCUUCUCCACACCUAGAAGUGCUGGACGCUCCACUGAGUGUACUACGGUGUACACUGUAACCACUGUGGCUGGUCCACAAAAAGCACAGCAAGGGAUCCAGAUGAAUGGACUCAGCACCAAGACUGGGGACCCAGCUGGACUCUUACCAUGGUGACUCCGAUUAGGAUUCAUUCAGAAAUAGUUUCUCUUCUACCAGCUAGGAAAUUGGUUUUACCAUGUCAGCUGUUCCUCCGGGGCAUUUCUGUUACACUGGUCCAAGGAGGUACGAUGGCUGUAAAUGAUUGCUACGAAAGAAAAGGGAUAUCGAGGUGUAAAUUGCACAGGAUCAAGAAGAUACUGGGGGAGUUGUAAAAAGGGUGGCAUGCUGCAAAGCAAACAGUUUGUAAAUCGCAUUCGCUAGUAGUGCAUAAACAAGCUUCAAUGACUUGUAAAUGAUCAACACAAGAGCAAGAUAAAAAGCUACAGACCUGAAACACUGCAAAGCACUGGUAAGCCCUCUAUAUAGGGUAGUUGUGAAAAGUGUAUGGGUCAGUUAAAUGGGAUUUAGUUUUUUAAAUGACAAGUAUGGAGGAGUGUUGUGAGGAAACGGGCAGCUUUCUGCGGAGUACAUGUUGAGAGUUUAAUUGCCUGGCUUGAUGUCGUGUCCACUUCCUAACUCGGUGGGCAUGUGAAGUAGGUGGGACGGUAGUAUUGCUGCAAGGUGGGCUGUGCAUAGCAAUGACUACAGUACAGAAAGUCAUGCUAGAGUAACUCCAUGCCAAGGAAGUUACUGCAAACCGGGCUGCCACCCUACAUGACUGACGCAUGUCCUUAGUAUGGCCUCAGUCAAGGGUCACAUGAACCUGCUAGUGCUUUCUUUUUUUUUUUCUUUUUGUUCGAGACCAUGAUCUGUAGGUGCUUGACCAUGGGUGUAUGCUUGUUCAGUGGAGAAUUGGCUGUACUGGAAAGGUGAGGAAUUAAUAUGGGGAUACACAACGUGUCUUUGUUUUGUGUGCAGUGUGUGCCUUUUCUGUGGCCUCUGUGAGCACAGAUUGGCUUUGAGUGGUCACUGUGGCUUGCCACAGUUGCUCUAGCUCUGCUGAUGCUCUCGGUAAGUAUUGUUGCUCUGUGCAAGAGCACCAUGAAUGCAUCAUUUUUGUGGAGGUUCAUGAGGUACUUUGUAACAUACAGUAAGCAGAAAAAUGCCUUUUAUUAAGACAGCAUUAAUGGCAUGUCUUUGCAACUGGUUGACAUCUUUGGCAUUUUCUGUGCACUUCUGGAAGGAGUUAGAAUCACUGUUGCUUCUUAAGUCUUUGUGGCUUUGUACAAGGCUGAUGGAACCGAGUGAACAGGAUGUCAUGUUUAGUUUUUUUUUUUACAUGUAGAAUAUACAGAAAUAAAACUUUUUUUUGCACA